This is a messenger RNA of Sordaria macrospora k-hell, 1323 nucleotides long. RefSeq lists its product as uncharacterized. The record is from RefSeq and is a predicted model, not a curated record. Gene Ontology annotation, cellular component: endoplasmic reticulum membrane. NCBI's taxonomy places the organism in Eukaryota, Fungi, Ascomycota, Sordariomycetes, Sordariales, Sordariaceae.
AUGGCGCCCUCGUCCACCAUCUCCAAAAUCGUCGGCGCGCCAUUUCAGCUGGUCUGGUUUCUCUAUGACGUCGCAGCCGAGACCCCAACUCCUAUUCUGUUCCUAAUCUUCGUGUCGCUCAUUGGACUUGCUUUCGGACUUAUAUACAUUGUCCUGCACAUAGUCGCGCCCAAGCCUCGCCUACCGUAUCCAUCCGAAAAGACCUACAUCACCACCAACCCCGAUGGCACCAUCAGCAAACCCCGACUGCUGCCCUGCUGGUAUGACCGCUGGCAUGCCGAGAGCCGUCUGAAGGAACAAUCCCCGUCCUCUUCGCCGAACACCUCCUACCCUACCAUCCCCGCCGGCUUCCCCGUCCCUGACUUUGGCACCGUCGAGCUCGCCGAAGUCGAGAUCAGCGUAGUCAUCCCCGCCUACAACGAAGCCGACCGUCUCAUCCCGACCCUCGAAGAAAUGGUCGCCUACCUCGACGAAAACUUCGGCCGUCCCGUUACCUCUGGUCCCGGCUCCCGCCCCACCUCUAAGGGAACUGGCACCCCCAAGCCGCACCGGAACGUUUUCAAGGACGCCUCCGCCCAUAAGCGUCAAAACCCUCCUUCGGGCUACGAGAUCCUCCUAAUUAACGACGGCAGCACUGACCGCACGGUUGACAUCGCCCUCGAGUUUUCCCGCCAACACAACCUGCACGAUAUUCUCCGCAUCGUUACGCUCGAAAAGAACCGGGGCAAAGGCGGCGGCGUCACGCACGGCCUCCGCCAUGUACGCGGCGAGUAUGCGGUGUUCGCCGACGCAGAUGGCGCCUCGUGCUUCGGCGACCUGGGCAAGCUGAUUGAGGGGUGCGAGGACGUGGUGGAUGGAUCGAACCGUGGCGUGGCCAUCGGCAGCCGCGCCCACCUGGUCGGCAGCGAAGCAGUCGUGAAACGCUCGGCCGUGCGCAACUUCCUGAUGCGCUCAUUCCACUUUGUGCUGAUGAUCCUCACGCCGCCGGCGACGAGCCGGAUCAGGGAUACGCAGUGUGGGUUUAAGUUGUUCUCCAGGGCGGCACUGCCGCAUAUCGUGCCCUAUAUGCACACGGAAGGAUGGAUCUUCGAUAUUGAGAUGCUGAUGUUGGCUGAGUCGGCGCCGGCUACCCCUGUCCUGGCGAGCGAUGGAAGUGUCAUUGGCACGAGCUAUGGGAUCAAGGUGGCCGAGGUGCCGAUUGGGUGGCAUGAGGUGGACGGGAGCAAGAUGAACCUGGUCAAGGAUAGUGUCAAAAUGGCGAUUGGGCUGGCGGUGUUGAGGGCUAGUUGGAUGUUGGGGGUUUAUAGGAGACGGCUGGCUUGA